This is a messenger RNA of Fundulus heteroclitus (mummichog), 1824 nucleotides long. It is a transcript of the gene ptcd2, whose product is annotated as pentatricopeptide repeat domain 2. Lineage: Eukaryota; Metazoa; Chordata; Actinopteri; Cyprinodontiformes; Fundulidae. Gene Ontology annotation, cellular component: mitochondrion. Gene Ontology annotation, biological process: regulation of mRNA processing; mitochondrion organization; multicellular organism development. The transcript has 10 exons. Gene Ontology annotation, molecular function: protein binding; RNA binding. Bases 16 to 1194 code for a protein of 392 amino acids. The record is from RefSeq and is a predicted model, not a curated record.
ACCCCUUCAGUUUCCAUGGCUAUGGUUCAGCCCGCUAGUGUCAUGGCGGCGCUGGGGACACUGGCUGCUAAAUGUUGUCGGUCGUUGCUUUCUAACCCCGGCAAAGGGCUGUUCUGUGGAGUUUUACGGCCAGGGUGGUUUCAUGGCCGCUUUGAAGCUAAGAGGAAUUUGUUGUCAGAAGAUGUUAUCAGACUGCAGGAUUUCCAGCAAAGAAAACUGGCUGUGGCUCACCUUGCUACCGGGUCAGAAGGCAAUUAUAUCGAGCUGUUCAAAGAGAAGAUGCAAAGGAAUGAGCUGAUCCUGCGAGAAGACCUGAAGCAGCUUCUCCACCUGUGCCAAACGCCAGAUGACAUGCUAAUAGCCAGGGAAGCCAUCUCUAGGUAUCACGCGGAAAACCGCAACCUUUUGUAUGGAGACUUCAAGUUUGGGCCGCUUUUCAUGAGGCUUUGCUAUGAGCUGGGGAUGGAGGCAAUGGCUGCUGCAACGCUAACAGAUAAGAACAUGAAAGGCUUUUUCCUUGAUUCAACUUCUUUUAACAUCGCCGUCAACAUGUUGUUUAUUAAAGGCUCGUAUGAAAAUGCUUUGGAAGUUCUAAGAACCAUGAGGAGCCAAAGAGUACCAUUCAACAAAGACACAAUGACACUGGCGACUGGCACCUGCUAUAAGCUGAACACAGCAGAAUCCUACAGAAUCUGCAUGACUCUAAUAGAGGAAGAACAGACCAGAGGACAGUUCAUCCCCCGCCAUGCAUACUGCUUCGCUGUAGCAUUGGCGCUGAGACAGAAUGACCUGGAAAAGGCACAGUCUAUGUAUUCACAAAUUAUGAGCACUGACAGCAAAUUGUGCCAGAACUUUAAGGUUAUGAUACUUGCAAUGUCUGGAGACAUUUCAGAAGCUGUUUUUGUCCUGUCGUCAGCAGUGUUGCCCAAAAGCCCGUUUUUUGUGAAAAAGCCAGAGUUUGCCCAGGAAGUGGUGGAUUUGCUCCGUUUGAGGAGUGAAGGCGGACCGUUCGAGAUGAAAGUGGAGCAGGUAGUGACUCAGCUCCAACGGGCCUCUCAGGUGACUCAGCAGACCCUCGAUGACAUGCUGUGCCAUGCCCCGACGGGGAAGAGGAAACCAGCUCUGAUGGAGGAGAAGAGGAAGACGAGCCGGAGGACUCUGAGGCCACUGCAGUCCAAUCUGUUGUCAGAGUGAAGCCAGGGACGAACAGUUAAAAUCAACUUUCUCACUGGUGAUGAACUAGAAUAAGACAUUUCUGGGAUGUUAUUGCUGCCCCGUUAGUAUGAGCUCUAUUACCGGCACAGUCAUUAAAGCCAGCGGUGUGUUUACCUCACAAAUAGUAAAAUAUUAUACCUCUACUUUCUACUAAAUUAUAAAAAUUGAGGACCUUAUACCCUCUCCAAAUUCUAGCAGCACAAAUCUCUUCUGAUACUUUGGAAAGGUUCCCAGGUUGGACCCAUCUCAUUGCCAAGAUGUUCUACAAAAACAGAAUAACUAAUGGUCAUUUAAAGCUUCUGUAGACCUCUAAAAAUAGGAUACAGUCUUUAGAUCUAAGACACACUGCUUCCCUGAGUCAUAUAAUCUGUAGAAACAUUGGGCAUCCAGACAAGUGUUUGGCUCCAAUCUCCCCUUUCCUUCAACACAAAGCUCCUGAAAGAAGUAGGAGAAUAACAGUAUUUGUUUUAUAAUCCGCUUCCAAGGAACCCAUAUGAACCUCAGGAGUGAUUUGGAAGGGGUUGUGUUCUGAAUAUUCUGUAUAGAUGUGUGAGGUAGUGAUUAACGGUGGGCCAGGUAUUUAAUAAUAAAAUAGAUUUUGAAAGAACA